UCUUAACUGGCUAAAGCAAAACUUAAUGUGAGCUGUAUGGCCUAACUAUUUAGGCAGCUGAGCUUGAUUAGCUUUUCGACUGAACCAAUUUUCAUUCUUAUAAUUAUCUUCAAAUGCAUAUUCUUAAUCAUCAAAUAAUUUAUUUCAUAUUAUGCCCAUUAUACAUAUUUUACGACAGCGAAUGUGCAGUUUUAGAUGCUAGUUCAAUUCGUGAUGAAAUUGUGGAGACAUUAUUCGCUAACUAUCAGAGUCAUGUUCGCCCUGGAGAACUUAUUCGUAACACAACAGUAGUAACAGUUUAUAUAUCUGUAUCAGCUAUAACAUCUGUGGAUGUACGUAAUAUGGAAUACACUAUUGAUAUGUUACUUCGUCAAGCAUGGUAUGAUCCUAGACUAGCUUGGGAUCAAAUCGAAAAAUUCAAACAUUAUACAAAAAACAUUGUUUCUCCAGUUUUCAAAGAAAAAAUAUGGCUACCAGAUUUGUUCUUUCGAAAUGGUAAGGAAGGCCGAUUACAUAAAAUGACUUGUGAGAACUUACUGAUACGCAUACAACCUAACGGUGAAAUACUGUACAGUCAGAAGAUCACCAUGCGAAUGGCCUGUCAGAUGGAAUUACGGACAUUCCCUAUGGAUACACAGGAGUGCGAUAUGAAUAUUGGAAGUUAUGGAUAUACAUUAGAGCAAGUGAGCUUCGUGUGGAGAAAUAUAUCACCUGUCACAUUACCAGAGAAUUUGCAGAUAUCGGAAUUUGACCCACCUGAAGUGGUCAGAGCUUAUGAUUGUACAAGCGGAUACUCCACAUCAACUGGACAAUAUACAUGUUUAAACGCUACUUUUACGUUACAACGGCAGUUGGGUUACUGGUUAGCAAGUACCUAUAUACCAAAUAUCCUCAUAAUGGUUGUUUCAUGGCUAAACUUUUGGGUUAGUUUAGAGGCGAUUCCGGCAAGAGUAAAUUUAAGUUUGCUAACGUUACUUGGUGUGAUAACUCAGUCGACCAGUUACGCAAGCUCCCUUCCAAGAGUAUCGUAUAUCAAAGCAAUUGAUAUUUGGACAAUAGCAUGCAUAACGUUUAAUUCUGGAGUAUUACUUGAGUUUGCGAUUGCUUCUCAUCUUGCUAGGCGUCAAAAAGUAUCUGAAUGGCAGGUAGAAGUUCGGAAGCUAGUUAGACGUGAACUAGCAAAAUGGUGUUCUGCUUGCCAAUUACAAUAUGCACAAAGGGGACCAUCUGCGCUCUCAGCAUACUCAGCUUCAAGCAGAUCAAAUGAGAAAGUUAGUGAAUAUAUCAACUCGGUAGCUGCUGCUGCUUUCGCCAUUCAGAAUAGCCCUGUACUAGAAAGACCAAGUCCUCAAAUGUCUGUUCGCCUAACAAAGUCAGGUUUAAUGUCGAUGGCUAAUAUUAAGUCCGGAAAACCAGAUAAAGUUUCAAAGGGUGUUUUUUACGAAUUAGUUACCAAUGAUUCUGCACUUACAGCUUUAGAUACAACACAAAAAGAUGCCCUUUUACCACCAAAUGAACCACAACGCGUUAAAAAACCAGCGUCAAUGUCGAAAAUAGAUAGUUAUAGUCGAUUCGUUUUUCCAGCAUGCUUUUUACUUUACAAUUGUUUUUAUUGGCUUUAUUAUUUAGUGAUUGUUAAGCAUAAAUAGAAAGAUAAAUAAUGAAUGAAAACUGUUUUCCAUACCUCAUAAAUCAUUCCUUCAUUGUGCUGAUAUUUUGAUGAACAACAAAUUUUAUGUACUCCUCUUAAUAAAUCUUUGCUCAAUUAGAUCUCCAUCGUGUCAACGGAAAGCAGACAGUGAAGCGAAACAGAAAUGCUCUUUUUACCAUAACGUGAUUUGUCUAGUGUUUGAAAACUUGGACCUUGAAUCACUUAUCUCCAGAAACUCUCUACUCUUGAACCCCGAAACGAAAAAACAAAACAGCGGAAUUAUGGAAGAAGUUUUACUUUCAAGAGGCUUCUGGAAAACAAGAUAAAAUUGGUAAUUAACUAAACGGAGGAAAACAACACAACUUGUCGUUUUUCAAAGUCCUCGUGGUAAUUUUUAAGGAACGUUGAUAGACAGAAGUAUUUUCAGCAUUUUUCCAGUCUCUAAAAGUAAUUUCAAGAGCUCCUAACCCGAAGGAAGCUGCCAGAUAAAUCUGAUAUUUUGGACACUUAUUUCUACAUUUCGGAAUUCUUAACACAAAAUAAUGCACUUUACCGGGGAGUGGGUAUUUAUUUCACAGCGGAGUCAUCGAUAUUUCAAGACAUAUUUGUAAGAUGACUUUCAGUAAAUAACUUAACCCACCUUACUAGAUUAACAUUUCGAUUUCCAACGAUUGAUAUCAGGAUUUGUACUUGUAACGUUUGAAUCCAAGCAAUAAAAUAAAAAAAUAUAGUUCAACAGUGAUGUUUGAUAAAUGAAUCUUACUAAUUUUAUUAGGUCAGUGUGAACUGAUUCAAGUGUAUUAACGAUAGAAACGACUACAAACAAAACUAUCAACAAUGAAUAUUUAGACCACUUUAAUGAAUAUGUGAAACAUUUAGCUACAAACUGCAAACGAAGUGUAGGUCUAAGUUUACAGAAACGAUUCAAAAUGCUGUUACGAUCAUUUAUGUAUACCAAAUUUUUCAGAUUGGUUGGUAUCAGUAACGAUGAGAUCUCAAUCUUCCCGUUACAUAAUGCUUUUAAUUCGCGCUAGUGAGAUUACUUUUUAAGAUCCAUGACAGAGUCGUCAACAAGAAAACAAAUUACUUGAACAAAAGCAGGUUUUU
Schistosoma spindalis is the source of this 2758-nucleotide messenger RNA. The record is from the annotation of a GenBank genome assembly. Lineage: Eukaryota; Metazoa; Platyhelminthes; Trematoda; Strigeidida; Schistosomatidae.